Molecule: messenger RNA, 328 nt
Organism: Plectropomus leopardus (leopard coralgrouper)
Lineage: Eukaryota; Metazoa; Chordata; Actinopteri; Perciformes; Serranidae
Source: RefSeq, a predicted model, not a curated record
UUUUUUUGUCUCAUCUCUUCGUUUCUGCAGCCAAAGCCGGAGAACGCAGUGACCAUUGCAGUUUCCUCUCGGGUUUUAUUUCGGACUGAACGGGAGCAGAAGGUGUUUGAGCAGAAAGGGGUGGAAGAGUACCUGAGGUACCAAAUCGAGCAUGAGAACGAGCCCUUCGCCCCCGGACCGGCUUUCCCCUUCGUCAAGGCUCUGGAGACGGUAAAUGCACGUCUGCGGGACCUGUACCCCCAAAGUGAAGAACUGUUUGACAUUGUUUUGGUGACGUACAACCAUGCCCACGUAGGAAUCCGACUCAUCAACACCAUCAACCAUCACA